This is a messenger RNA of Westerdykella ornata, 501 nucleotides long. RefSeq lists its product as uncharacterized. The transcript has 2 exons. The record is from RefSeq and is a predicted model, not a curated record. Lineage: Eukaryota; Fungi; Ascomycota; Dothideomycetes; Pleosporales; Sporormiaceae. Bases 1 to 501 code for a protein of 166 amino acids.
AUGUAUGCAUCCACAGUACACAGUCUGCAUCCAUGGAUGGGCCGAGAACAAGUAUCCUUGGCGCACGUCAUGGGAUCGAUGGUCCUAACCUAUCACCAACGCAAUCCAUUCCAGCCAUGUUCCUCAUUUUCCGUCUCUCAAUCCUCAGUAUCGACUGCAGCUGAGAAUGUGUCUUUUCACAACAACGCGUACCGUCGACGGUCGCCAUGCCGUUUUCGACCGAGGAGGAGGAGGGGGAGGGAGGGGAGGGAGGCCCUAAUCGACGACAGCCCCGAGAUGCGCAGUUUAGCCCCUGGCUACUACCACCACUACUACCUCCUCUACCUCCUCUACCUCCUCUACCGCACCACCACCACCACCACCACCACCGCCGCCGCCGCCGCCGCCCUCCCCCUCCGGCCCCGUCAGCAGCAGCAGCAGCAGCAGCAGCAGGAGAGAGAGGAGGAGGAGGAGAUGAUGGUGGUAGAGGAGGAGGAGCAGCAGCCAUUGGGUCCAUUAUAG